CUUGGUUGCUUUGUUUUGUAGCUCAACUAUUGCUCGGUGCCUUUGCACGGGCUAAUAAUGUCCAUCUGCUGACGUCUGUUUGUGGUGCCAAACCGUGUAAACUGCCCUAACUUUGCAUAGGCGGCUAGCUUCCAAGCUAGGAAAUGAAUAGGUCGUUGUUCGUCAUAAGACAGUUACUGUCACUUACACGUAAUGUGAGUUGCUCUGCUGCGUGUUGUCAGGUGAUGACCAACCCGGAUGAAAUCGCCAAACUCUACAGAGAACUCAGUCUGUUCCCGUCUUUGAGCCGAGCAGACGUGGGACCCGUGAUCACCUCCCAGUAUGGAGGCAAAUACAGCAACGUCUACACAGAAUGGAGUCAGCGAGAUUUGGAGAGGAAUGAAAACGUCAAGUUUUGCAGGCAGUACAUUGUAUUCCACGAUGACAAGUCGGUGGUGUACUCUGGGGCCUCGGGAAACUGCACCGAAAUCAAGGGAGAGAUGCUAAGUAAGGAUUCUCCUUCUGGUGAAAUGAAGGCUGUAGUCAGGGAAUGCACAAUCAAAGGAGAGGACAAGCAGUUUCUGGAGAUCUGGAGUAAGAACAUCAAGAUGAAAAGCAUCAAUCUAACAGCCUUAAAAAAGCACGGCAAAGUCUAUGAAGAUGAACAAUUUGGCAGCUUGGUUUGGUCUCACUCUGAGACCCACCUCCUGUAUGUGGCAGAGAGGAAGAGACCUAAGGCAGAAUCGUUCUUCCAGACUGAGUCACCAGAGUUGUCUUCUAUUGGAGAUGAGGAGGAGGCCAUGAGAGUCGAGAAAAAGGAGCCCGUGAAAGGGGAGCAGUUUGUCUUCUACGAGGAUUGGGGAGAGGCUUUGGUUAGUAAGAGCUGCCCGGUGCUUUGUGUUUUGGACAUCGAGGGAGACAAUGUCUCUGUGCUGGAAGGACUGCCUGAUGAUAUUUCACCUGGACAGGCAUUUUGGGCUCCAGGUGACACAGGGGUGGUUUUUGUGGGAUGGUGGCACGAGCCUUUUAGGCUUGGCCUCAAGUACUGCCCCAACAGGAGGUCAUCAUUGUUCUAUGUGGAUCUCACCGGUGGGAAAUGUGAGCAGCUCUCAUCAGGCACCAGUGCUGUGAGCUCCCCCAGGCUGAGCCCGGACCAGUGCCGAAUCGUCUACCUGGAAUGCUCCGUCUAUGGUCCACACAUGCAGUGCAGCAGGCUCUGCAUGUACGACUGGUAUACUAAGAAGACCUCGGUGGUGGUGGAUGUGGUGCAGCGACCUGGAGAGGAUGGCUUUACCGGUAUCUACAGUUCUCAGUUGUCUCCUCAAUGCUGGUCAGCUGAUAGUGAACGUAUUAUCAUUGCUUGUCCCCAGCGCAGCCGCAAGGAGCUUUUGAUGGUGAACAUAAGCACGGGGAGCAUCACCUCUUUGACUGCAAAGUCUGAUGUUGGAAACUGGUGCCUGCUGGACAUAGAGAGGGAUCUGAUGGUUGUCAGCUGCUCCUCUCCCAACUCUCCUCCAAGUCUGAGGGUUGGUUUCCUCCCACCCAAGGAUUCCCAGGAGGAAGUUGUGUGGGUUACUUUGGAAGAGUCUCAGUCGUUGCCUGAUAUCGAUUGGCAGAUCGUGACUUUCACCCCUCCCCCAGAGCAAGACAACAGUCAAUACCCGGGCCUCGAUUUUGAAGCUUUGCUGAUCAAACCAAAGGAGGUUAAGGAUGAAGUGAAGCUGCCUCUUGUUGUCAUUCCUCAUGGCGGUCCUCACUCAGUGAUUGUAGCCGACUGGCUCCUCUCCUCCUCUGUGCUGUGCAGGAUGGGCUUUGCUAUAUUACUGGUGAACUAUCGUGGCUCUCUUGGGUACGGCCAGGACAGUAUCCUGUCAUUACCGGGCAACAUUGGCACCCAGGAUGUCAAAGAUGUUCAAUUUGCUGUUGAGAGCGUUCUGAAAAGUGGCGGAUUUGACAUGCAGAAAGUGGCAGUUGCAGGGGGCUCCCAUGGGGGUUUCCUGGCAUGUCAUCUGAUUGGCCAGUACCCAGGUUUCUACAAGGCCUGUGUUGCCCGAAACCCUGUCAUCAACUUGGCCUCUAUGAUUGGCAGCACGGACAUCCCAGACUGGUGCAUGGUUGAGGCUGGUUACGACUACAGCACAGCCUGUCUGCCUGACCCAACUGUAUGGGAACAGAUGUUGAACAAGUCCCCCAUCAAACAUGUCACAGAGGUACAGACACCAGUGCUGCUUACCUUAGGGGAAGAUGACAAGCGUGUACCUAACAAACAAGGAAUUGAAUAUUACAGAGCUUUAAAAGCAAAGCAGAUCCCAGUUCGGUUGCUGUGGUACCCAGGAAACAACCACUCUCUCUCCAAAGUGGACGCUGAAUCAGAUGGCUUUAUGAACAUCGCUCUGUGGAUAAUUCAGCACUUGAGUCAAUGAUAAACUUCAACUAGACACGGGGGUAGUGCGCUAACACGGCCGAUGCUGCCUGGAAAAGAAGACACUAUUCUAUGUAAUACUGCGUUCCUGUUUUAUGGACAGCGUGCAGUCCAGUCCAAAACCAAAGCAUCGAAAGUGCUCUGAAUAUGAAACACUCUUUGUGUUUGUGGGUUUGAAUCCGUACGCAUGGUGAUUCCCACAAGCACGUCCAGCAACUGGAUGAGAACAUAGUAAUUUUAACACAGCACUUGAUGAAAAACAGCUUUGAUUUCAACUGAAAAACAUUUUACUGAUAUUGUUGUUAUUUUUUAAUUUUUUAAUCUUUACAUGCAUAAAAGUAAAGGGCUUCAUAGUGUGAUUGGUUUGAGAUUAUAUUAUCAAAGGAAAUCAGCCUUUUUUUCUGUUUAGGUUUACUCUUUGAUUGUUUUUGUAAACUAACGCUCUUUGAUGUCAUCAGCACUAAAUAAAGUUACUGUGAAAAUA
This is a messenger RNA of Mugil cephalus (flathead mullet), 2885 nucleotides long. It is a transcript of the gene apeh1, whose product is annotated as acylaminoacyl-peptide hydrolase. The record is from RefSeq and is a predicted model, not a curated record. The transcript has 22 exons. Gene Ontology annotation, molecular function: serine-type endopeptidase activity. Gene Ontology annotation, biological process: proteolysis. Lineage: Eukaryota; Metazoa; Chordata; Actinopteri; Mugiliformes; Mugilidae. The coding region runs from base 144 to 2402 and encodes 752 amino acids.